AUCAGACACCAGGCAAAAUAUCAAAGGCAAAAAAAAAAGGAGAGACGAGAAAGAAAGAACGAAUCACCGAUCAGAGAGAUCCGAGAAUCAGAACGCAACAGAUCGAUCCAAAAUGGCUCCAUUCAGUGGCGAUGAAACUGCUCCCUUCUUCGGCUUCCUCGGUGCCGCCGCGGCUCUCGUUUUCUCCUGUAUGGGAGCGGCUUAUGGCACGGCGAAGAGUGGCGUCGGAGUCGCAUCGAUGGGAGUGAUGAGACCGGAACUUGUUAUGAAAUCGAUCGUUCCGGUUGUUAUGGCUGGUGUGUUAGGUAUCUACGGUUUGAUUAUUGCGGUUAUCAUCAGUACUGGAAUUAAUCCUAAGGCGAAAUCUUAUUAUCUGUUUGAUGGUUAUGCGCAUCUCUCUUCUGGUCUUGCUUGUGGUCUGGCCGGUCUUUCUGCUGGUAUGGCCAUCGGUAUCGUCGGUGAUGCUGGUGUUAGAGCAAAUGCUCAACAGCCAAAGCUUUUCGUUGGAAUGAUUCUUAUCCUCAUUUUCGCUGAGGCACUGGCUUUGUACGGACUCAUUGUUGGCAUCAUCCUCUCUUCCCGCGCUGGCCAAUCCAGGGCCGAGUAAUUUCAUAUUUCUCAUUGGCUGUGGUUUGCAGAGCCACAGAUUGUGAAUUUCACUGUGGAGUUGGUUUUGGUAAUGUUAGUACACUGGUUGCUGGUUUUCAUUAUUCAAGUUAUUCUAUUUAUUUAUGUACUCUUCAUAAAAUGGAGGUUAUCUAGGACCAAGAAUAAAGCUUUUCUCCUUGCAUUAUUAGUUUUUAAUAUGCUCAGUUAAUGGAUCAGAGAUCUAUAUACUUAGACAGAUGUUUGGUUUGAUUCCAAUAACUUAUUAAGUAUGGUUUUGUACUCUUCAUUUCAUUUAUAUUGUUUUAUUCAAUA
Molecule: messenger RNA, 921 nt
Organism: Vicia villosa (hairy vetch)
Lineage: Eukaryota; Viridiplantae; Streptophyta; Magnoliopsida; Fabales; Fabaceae
Product: V-type proton ATPase 16 kDa proteolipid subunit-like
Exons: 3
Coding region: 113-607 (164 amino acids)
Biological process (GO): proton transmembrane transport
Cellular component (GO): proton-transporting V-type ATPase, V0 domain
Molecular function (GO): proton-transporting ATPase activity, rotational mechanism
Source: RefSeq, a predicted model, not a curated record